AGCAAGUUCCACUUUUCAAAUCAUGGAGGCAGAACAGAUUAUGGAGGGACAGCCACAGGUUCCAGAAAAUCCCCAUUCUGAAUACGGUCUCACUGAAAAUGUAGAGAGGAUAGUAGAAAAUGAGAAAAUAAAUGCAGAGAAAACAUCAAAGCAGAAGGUGGAUCUUCAGUCGUUACCCACACGUGCCUACUUGGAUCAGACAGUUGUACCUAUCUUGCUACAGGGACUCGCUGUUCUUGCAAAAGAGAGACCGCCAAAUCCCAUUGAAUUUCUAGCAGCAUAUCUUUUAAAAAACAAGUCACAAUUUGAGGACCGAAAUUAACUCCAUAAAAAUGAGGACAAUUUGGCUGCUAGACUGAAAUGCUCAUUUGCCGCAAUUCAUUUUCUGCUGUAAAAAUCUUUUGGAACCGUCAUGUUGUCUUUCUUAAUCGCACAAUUUGCUUUACCUUUUGAGUUAUUUAAUAAAGAACACUUUACAUUUAAUUUGUUCACUUGUUUUAAACUAGCUGUUAAGAGACUUUCAAAAUAAAGUACUGAAACUGCA
This is a messenger RNA of Pelecanus crispus (Dalmatian pelican), 544 nucleotides long. Lineage: Eukaryota; Metazoa; Chordata; Aves; Pelecaniformes; Pelecanidae. The record is from RefSeq and is a predicted model, not a curated record.